Camarhynchus parvulus is the source of this 1483-nucleotide messenger RNA. RefSeq names its product serine palmitoyltransferase small subunit A (gene SPTSSA). Gene Ontology annotation, cellular component: serine palmitoyltransferase complex. Gene Ontology annotation, biological process: ceramide biosynthetic process. The transcript is spliced from 2 exons. NCBI's taxonomy places the organism in Eukaryota, Metazoa, Chordata, Aves, Passeriformes, Thraupidae. Gene Ontology annotation, molecular function: serine C-palmitoyltransferase activity. The record is from RefSeq and is a predicted model, not a curated record. Bases 124 to 330 code for a protein of 68 amino acids.
CUUGCCGCUGGCCGCGGCCGCCCGGGCCCGGGGCGGGGCCGGGGGAGGGCGGUCCCGGCUGCACCGCCCCCGUCUCCGCUCGGCUUGGGCCCGGCGUGGGGCCGCUGGCGGGCGGGGAGCGCCAUGGCGCUGGGCUCGGCGUGGAAGCAGAUGUCGUGGCUGUACUACCAGUACCUGCUGGUCACCGCGCUCUACAUGCUGGAGCCCUGGGAGCGCACCGUCUUCAAUUCCAUGCUAGUUUCCAUUGUUGGAAUGGCACUGUACACAGGCUAUGUGUUCAUGCCUCAGCACAUCAUGGCAAUAUUGCACUACUUUGAAAUCGUGCAGUGAUGAAGAACAUGUUUUCAAGAAGUAACCGGGCUUUGAAAUCUGGUCUACAAAGAAGAAUGAACCUCUUAGUUUUACCAAGAUUUCUACCGAUGUCCGAAAGACACAAUUAUGACUCUGAAGACUAGGAAAUGAGAUGUGUAGAACAGGGACGUGAGAUGUCCCGUGUUGUGUUCAUUCCCUUUAAUUUUACAAGAUAUGCCCUUGUAUAGUAGUUUUGUCUACUUUAACAUCGUGAUUGUACUUUGAUAUCAGUAUUUUCUUAACUUUGUGACAGUUUCAAUAUUGCACUGUGAAAGCUUUUCUUAAUUGUACUUUUGAGUAAAUCUUAAUUGCCUUCUAUUUUUAAUCAGAAAGUCAUCUUAUUAAAUGGGGCUUAAAGCUUUUGCUAUUGUAUGGUAUGUAUUUGCCUGGAUAUUUCUAUUAACGCGUUUUGUAAGAAAAUACAUCUAGAUUGAUAUUAGAGACAUGGAUAUAUUAGUCUAAUCCAAUUUACAAAAGCUAGUUUGUAUGAAUGAACUCAGGUGUACUGUUCGCUGUCCAAACUUUGUUCAACAGUAUAUUUGUGCAUAUCACCUAAAUUUGGAAUUAGUAAUUAUUUCAAAUUUCUGUAUUCUACCUGUGGGAGGAGGGAGGGGGAGAUGAGGCAUUGAAGCAGAGUGAAGACUGCAUUAUUAUGUUUUUUAGUAGUGCUGUGGUUCUGGACUCUGUCUGGGUGGGGGGGAAAUGGACUUUACUGGCAUUGGCCCACAUAUGGCUUUGGGAUAGCACUUUAAAUCAACCGUUUUUCUAGCUAUCAAUUCACUUUUACAGGAUGCUUUAUUAUGUUCCAGUGGCUAUGGUUUCUGCUGGUUUUCACUCAACAGUGUAACUAUGUCUAGGUUUUCAAGGGGUUUUCUAUUGCUGCUAGUGUUCCAAACAUGUUUUCGCUACAAACGACCAAAACAUAGGGAUUUCAAGGGACUUGAGUUACAACUACAGCAAUAAGUAGCUGAAUACUUGGCUGAAGUCCUGUCUUUUUUUUAAUAGGGAUUUUUUUCAGUUUUGUAUUCUGAAAUGUAAGAGGGUAACAACUUAACUUUCCUAAGUGGACAAUUUUUUUGUUGUUGUUGUUGUUUAAAAAAUAAAAGUUAAAAAGCAGAGCUUUGAUGCAAAA